Molecule: messenger RNA, 6477 nt
Organism: Spizellomyces punctatus DAOM BR117
Lineage: Eukaryota; Fungi; Chytridiomycota; Chytridiomycetes; Spizellomycetales; Spizellomycetaceae
Exons: 7
Biological process (GO): regulation of GTPase activity
Source: RefSeq, a predicted model, not a curated record
AAAGAAGCAACCGUUCUGAACGCGGAAGAGCUGCGUCACCUCUUUGCCGGAUUGACAUCUUGCCUGCUCGAUCCACACCCUUCGAUUCGUGACCUGGCGGGCCAUGUCCUAACUCGGCUCAUGUCCCAGGAUAUGAUUCCUUAUUGGGACGGGUCUGUGACGGACUGGCGCAUUCCGGCAGCUGUUACAAUGGACUUCCCCCAAAUCACUGAACAGUCAAUGAAAGUGUUUUGGCGUUCAACGAGUCAAAUUUUCCUUGGUGUUUCUCGUGCUGUCUUGGAAGAUUUGACCAGCAGCUCGGAACAAGGGAAGGAGCUGUUAACGCUGGGUAGUGAGCUUACCCGGCUGCGGAACAGGACUCUGAUGAGGCGCGGGCUUGUAAUAUCGAGAAGUGGGAUGGAGAUUCCUGAUCGGUUUGCGGCAAGUGUGGCUAUGGAAGUGGCUAUUCUUGUGGCACUUGCUGGGAGUUGGGGUGAUGCGGCGGUUGUGGGCAAGGCAGCGGCUUCUUGGCUGGAAGCUGCUUUGGAAGAAGGCGAAUUGAUUGGCGAAUCAAAGGACAUUGCUAGCGGAGGAGCCGCAACAUCCCCUCUCAUGGAGAAUCUGAUAGUGUACCGGGAAGUUUGUCGGGUUAUACUUGGCAGUGGAGGCGCAGGAGGGCAAAAGGCGGUCUACAAGCGUGCUAGAGCUAUCCUGAGAUCCAUCAGCGUUCCGACUCCGGGCAACAUGGGCGCAUGGGAAGAAGUCUACAAAUGCUGGAAAACGUCUGGUAUAGGACCAUCAGGAAGAAGACGCUCAGUAUCUGCGAGCACGGCAAACAGCACUGAUACUGGUGGCGCUGCGGGUGAAUCCGGUGGUAACGAUGCGGGAUUGUGGACUGGAGGGACUGCUACGGUUGGGUCACAAGACAAUGAAGAUGAUGGUCGAAAGAAGCUCAAAAGAGGAGGGAGUGGCAUUGGCCUAGCAAUGUUCACCGGGGACGAGAAGGGUGAAUGGAUCAACUAUACGGCAUUCCUGUGCGCCUUAGGAGGUGUCUGUUUGAAAGCGAGUGCCAUGGCUGUCGAACAGCAACAUUCCCAACUGCCCAUGCAGCAUGGGACAUCUGGGCGGACCGCAGCUGGUACGUCUGACAAAACAGCCAACAGACGAAAAUCAACAGGAUCAACGGCCUUGGUAUUUGAGCACCCCGAAGCAAAUAUGGGCGUAUCCGUACCAUGGACGGGGAUGGUAGGCGUUCAACUAAUGAGUGCCUACAGUGGUGCGAGGGCCACUGUCGAAAAGUUUAUUGCUGACCUUGUUGAACUGAUGGUAUGCGAUUCUGUGGUUAUCCGGGAGGCCGUAAAGGAAUGCUUGGGGUUAGAGUUGGGAGAGGGCAUGUACGGAAUCUUGUUCACCCACAUCUCGCAUCUCACCUCAAAUCAAUUGUUUGACUCGGCGACCCAAGAACCGCGGCUUACAGCCAAAAACACUCUGUUUGUGGACUAUCUCGCAUCGGUUUUGCGGUUGGCCUUUGACAGGCCAGAUGCUGGCAGUGUCUUGUCCUCUGCACUGUUGGGUGACGUGGAUUUGGGUUCCGUCAUUGCUCAGCUGUUACGGUAUUUGGACACGCUUGUCAUUGUCGACCCAACGAGCCUGAGGAUUCGAGUUCGGUUGUGUUUGGCAGUGGAGGCUCUGAUAUCAAAGCGGGAUAUCAUUCGAAUUACCGGAGAGAUGCGUGUUCGGAGGGACAUUUUGCAAGCUCUCAUGGGUUGGAAAAUGGUCGAGGGGGUCAGUAAGUAUAUGGAUAUCCCUGAGGAUGCCGUGGCCAACGUCAUGAAGCUCCAGCGGGAUGCAGAUAUGGCGUGCGUAAAGGCGAUGGUGGCGCUACUGGAUGACCUCCCCUUACAAGGGUAUUUGCUCUCGAAACGACGACGGGACGGCCCGAAAUCUAAAGGUUCCGCCGCUAGCAAGUACUUUGAAUUCUUGCUAAAGGUUUUGCUACGAUCGCGGGCGUCUGAAGAAGAUCCGACAGCAUCUCAGCAGCAUCAAAGCAAUGCUCUGCGUGAGCACACGAUUCAAGCUUUGACCAAUCUCCUUGCCUCAAACAUUGAUGUACAACUCGGCCCUACUCUAAAUAUGAUGUACCACGCAGAUGAAUCGAUACGAGGGGCUUUUGCGGCCGUGUUGACCAAUUUCUUAAAAAUCGGGGACGCGCAAGAGCGACUGUCUGGGGGACUCGGUGACGCGGGGGAAAUGACCAAAUACCGGUAUGCAAAGCUCGUACAGCUACUGACUGAGCAGGAAGGGGGACUGGAUAUUGCUGUUGCGAUGGGAGAAGUUGCGCCUGUAGCUGAUGUAGAUGAGGUUGCUGGUGUCCUUGUCGCUGUGUUUGAGGGGCGUGGGAAAGCGUUGGACCUUAUAGAAAAGGUGGUAAAGCGAGAGGUAGACAAUACGGACACGCCAGCGAAUUUGUUCCGUCGGAAUAGUAUGGCGACGAGGUUGCUCACGAUUUACGCAAAAUCCCAAGGGCAGGAAUACCUCGUUCGAACGUUAAAGCCGCUCAUUUCGGAACUCACGGAAAGAUGCCCUCCCAUGAGCUUUGAAGUAGAUCCCGUCAAGCUGUCACCAACGGAUAACCAGGAGACGAAUCUCCGAAACUUGAAAAUUGUAGCUCAGGGAAUCUUGGAUAGUAUCGUUGGACCGGGACCUGCACGGUUUCCUCGACCUUUACGGGAAGCAUGUGCGAUUGUAUGGCGGUUGGUCGGAUCGCGCUUCCCUGAUGCGCGUGUAACGGCUGUCGGAGGAUUUCUGUUCCUCCGUUUCUUUUGCCCUGCUAUCGUCUCCCCAGAGACGCAUGGAAUUGUUGAAGCAAGUGAGCUGCGCCGAGAGUUGCGGAGAGGACUCGUCCUGAUUACCAAAGUGGUUCAAAACUUGGCGAACAAUGUGCUUUUUGGUGUCAAGGAAGCAUUCAUGAGCGGUGUCAAUGAUGUUUUGAGGGAGAAUGUGACUAGAGUUCAUGGGUUUCUCAGAGAUGUUUCGGCGCCUAUGGCAACAGAUGGACCACGACCGACUACUGAGACCGGAGUGAGCGAUCUGGACAUGCUGCGAUUGCACCGGCACUUGGCGUUGAACCUUGAUCGUAUCGAGCGGUUGCAGCAACAUGCGUCAGCAAUGGCUGUGGUGACUGCGUCCACUAGAAGCGAGAGUACCCUUGCAGCCGCUGCGAGUCGGCUGACCCGACGCUCAGUUUCUCAUUUGGGUGGAAAGGAGAGUCCAUCGCCGUCCAAAUCUGUUGGCUCGUCGUCGCCUCCGUCUCCAUCUCUUCGGAAGGCAACUCACAAGAGCAGCAAGAGUACCUCCGGAUUGGAUGCCAAAUCUUCUAGUGGCGGAGACGCAAGUAUGAAAUCCGUCCUGAGUGAGAGCACAUUUGGCGAGUUAUCCAAUCUCAUUGCGCGAUUGGGACCUGCUCCGGACGUCCAAGCCAAGAUGGAUCCUGCUAGUGGAACGCAGGUGGAAGCUCCAACGAUACAGCGACCUCCAACUUACCCAGCACCGUCAGAGCAAGAGAGUGACACGAUUGUUUUUUCACCAGUGGCUUGGGUCAAGGGGUACCGGGUCCAAGUCCCAGUGGUUUUAAAAGUCAAUGCGGAAUCCGUGUCGAUUUUACUAGCCAAACGAGACGGUGGGACGGCACUAAACGAUGUUUAUCACGUUUCCGAGAUUGAGGAUAUCCUUCCUGGACGUGAGCAAGAGUGUGUUCUCAAAGUCUUUGAACGAAGUGGUCCGACACGAGGUACGACCGUGAGCAUUACAUUCAUGUCACCCAAAGCCGAGGUUAUUAUCCAGACGGUGCAGACCAUGUUGAGUCGAUUCCGACUCGGGAGGUCAAGCAACAGUUCCUUGAAUUCCGUGAAUGGGACUAUGGCAUUGCAACAGCGGGAUCGGUUACAACCGGAUACGACCGUUGGGGCCUUGUUGAAUGCGGCUUUUACGAAUUUUGGGAGUGAGGAUGUGGGUGUUCGGAGGGCCGCUUAUGAGCUUUUGUGUGCUAUUUGUGGCGAGUUUGGGGUUUCUGUGAGUGUGGGGACGAGUGGGGGUGCAUUUAUACCCUCAAGUAUAGAGUCAUUUGUACUGGACAUUAGUAAACGGCUCGCAAAGUCGCAUCCCGAACUCACACUAGGAUUUUUGAGCGAAGCCGCCUUUGGACUCGCUGCGAGUCCUGUUCGGUUAAAGCGGUUUACGAUUCAGUAUUUGGGUCCGUGGUUACCGAAUUUGGCGGUUUAUUUGGAGGAUGGGGCUAGAGUGGAUGGGAAAUUGAUAAAGAUUUUGGAGGCGUUGUUGGGGGUGACUGUCAAGGAGCAAGAGUUGUCCAAUCUUUUUCAGUCACAGAUAUGGGCGACGAUUGCUCAAGUUGAGUCUCUUGUCCCUACGGUUGUUGACCUCCUUUUACAGGUUGCAGUGGACAGCGCGGCACGACCUUCUGAUAUUGAAGAGCUUGCCAACACGGUGCACACCUUGGCGUCAUCAGGAGUGUACCCCGUAUCCGGUAAAGUCAUUUCCCGAUUACGUCGGGCAAUCGCAUCUACAUCCUAUCGAUGUUGUUCGACAUUGGUUGAUCACGCAGCGUGGACGGAAAUUGCCGUCCUCAUCCGCCUCGUCCUCGUCAUGUCCUUUAACGACUGGAACAACAUCGACCACGUCUUGCCAGAGUUAUUUUACAUUGUUUCCAUGGUGGUUGGGAUUGGAUCCCCAUUGGUUCGAAACAGUGUCCAUGGGAUCGUCAUGAACGCUGUGCACGCUUUGGGAACAUCAGGGCGAUUGGAUACGGAUGGACGGAAUGGGUUGAGAGAGUUGAUGAGUGAGUUAGCGGAUCCGAAAUUGUCGUUGCCGUUUGGUGUGCAUGGGGAGGCUGGGGUGGGAGAAGUGGCGAGAGAUGUUCCGUUGAGUGGGUUGGAAAUGGUUGUGAAAUGUAUGUUGGAUGUUAUGACGGUUGGGACGAGUGUUGCAGAGCAAUCUGCGAUUUGGAAAGCGCGAUGGAUGUCGUUGGUAGCCAGUACCGCCUUUCAAUACAAUCCAGCCAUCCAACCCCGAGCCUUUAUUGUUCUUGGCUGUCUCGCUCGUGACGAAGUCGACGAUGACCUCUUGUACCAAAUCCUGGUGGCUCUCCGCGGAGCAUUGACACUAUUUGAAGAAAACGACUGUCAACUCAUUGUGAGCAUCGUCAUGUCCUUGUGUAAUAUCGUUGGGGGUCUCUCUGCCGAGUCUCGGUACCUCCGUUCCAUGUUUUGGUUAUCGGUGUCGUUAAUGCAGAUUGGCCAUGUGCCCGUCUUUCACGCCGCCCUGGGACUGGCAGUCGUGACGAUCAAAACAUUGGAUAAACUGAAAUGUUUUGAGGAAGAAGGUGUAUCUAUUUCAUUGAUGCGAGCUCGACAAGGCCUUGAACAUGUUUUGGAUCGGUUGGAUGCUUCUAUGGGGAUUCUUUUCAAGGUGGAUACAUUCCCGUUUGCGAUUGCCGCUAAUGUAUUGAAAGGGGUCAAACAUCCCAUGACCAAAACUGCGACGGCGGGUGCAUUGCAAACUCUGUUACAAGCGAGUCAAGCCGAUGUUUCUUUGAACCGCGUUGGAUACAUUUUACCUAUCCUCCCAUUUGCGGAUCGGCCUUUGGAGCUUUGGAUGGCAGCUGGAUUUGAUACUACUUCCGAUGUCGACCACCAACAGCAAGAAAAGGGUAAACCACGUUAUCGGAACAUGUUUGAGCAAGUUGGGAUGGCAAAUGUCAAAGUGUCGGUUUUGAUGGUGGGGAUGAUGUCGACCAUGUUGGAGACGGCUGAAUCGGAUGGGGAGUUGUCAAUGAUUUAUGAGUGUUUGGCGGAGGCUGCUGAGGUUGUUCCUGAUGUGUUUGGAUUAAUAUCAGAGGGACUCUUACCCCGCAUGAACACCAUCCUCGCCACCAGCCAAAACCUCGUCAUCCUCGACGCCAUCCACCGUAUCCUCCGCACACUCAUCCUCAUCCGCACCACCAACAUUAAUAAUAAUACAACAAUAUCAACAACCACACCGACUGUUUCACCCACGUUUCCCGGUACACCCCCUCACCACCGUCGAAGCGCCCCACCAACUCCAACAUCCCCAUCAGCACCAUCAUCAUCAACAAUACAAGCACCACCACCACCACCGAUCCCGCAAUUGAAUGAUGUGAAUGAUCCGCUGUCAAGUCGGUUGGUGGAAGUGGGGUUUAGGGGGUUAAUGGAGGCGGGUACGUUUUCCCAUUCUGUUGCGAGUCGGACGAAAAAGUUGAAGCAUGCUGGGUUGGCUUGUGAGUUGGUGGAUGCUGUUAUUGGGUUUUGAAAAAAAAAAAAUGGAAAUUUUACUCUAGAGAUUUUGGGGUUGAGAUGACGGACUUGGUCUCUUUUGUAUUUUAUAUAUAAAUGUAUACAUAUAGACUUGUGGAGUUUUUUUGAAGGUUUCAAAAGACCCGAGUAUAUGUCGUUGGGGGAACAG